AAAUUUUACGCCUCGUUGCUAUUCUUAAAAAUCGACUCAAAUCGAUCUUUCCCGUCCUUGAUAAAGUUCGGUACUUCUGCAAUAACAGUCCAAAGACCAGAGUUCGAUCAUAUCAGGUGAUCAGUACAGACAUGCGCAAUGGAGUUCACUUUUAGCUCCUCCCCCAAAACCGCUUAUCUCCGUACAAGUGUCAAACUGCAUGAAUUUGAUAUCAUCGAACUACUGAUCAGGCUCCCAAAAUUGCUGCGCGACCGUAGAGCGGCACUACAAGUCGACAAAUAGAGGAACACGAAUUGGGACCGAAAGACCAGGAACUAUUUCAGGCAUAGCUUUCCAGUUUUAGUCCGUGUUAUCAGGCGGUAGUGGAGUAGACAUGGCUUCCACGGCUCUGGUCUUGCUGGUUUGCGUGGCUGUAGCCGGCCAGUUGAACUACGUCGAAGGACAGACGGAUCCCGGCGAGUGUGAUGUGAACAUCAACAAGCCUCGCACGCCGGAGUUUCAGAAAAACCUGGACGACAUCGCGAUCAGAGAUGCCGAUCCCGAGUACUGGAGGAAUCAGGCUCGAGCCACCAUGAAGGAUGCCAUCAAUCUGUCCGAGAACCUGAACAAGAACACGGCCAAGAACGUCAUCUUGUUCAUCGGUGACGGCAUGAGCAUCACGACCGUGACAGGAGCCCGGAUCCUGAAGGGACAGAAGCUCGAUAUGCCCGGGGAGGAGGGAUUCCUAUCCUUCGAGGAGUUCCCCUACGUUGGAAUGUCCAAGACCUACAACGUUGACAUGCAAGUAUCGGACUGUGCCAGCACGGCCACGGCGAUCUUGACCGGAGUGAAGACCAAGAGCCGGGUGGUGGGUCUGAGCGGCGCCGCGGUACCUGGAGACUGCUCCUCGGCAAAAGGCAACGAGGUGAAAUCAAUUCUCACCGAAGCUAAAGAAGCAGGUUGGAACGUUGGUAUAGUGACAACUGCCGCCCUAGUUGGCAACACGCCAGCAGCAACUUACGCCCACAGCCCCGACGCAGACUGGAAACUUGAAAUCCCGGCCGAUCAGACCAAUUGUGAUGUCGACGACAUUGCAAAACAGUUCGUCGGUAAUGACGUGGAAAUUGACGUUGCGCUGGGCGGUGGCAGGCACUACUUCAUGAGGAACGACCAGACGGACCCAGAAGACUCAAGCGUUAAAGGAGGCAGGACGGAUGGCGCAGACCUCAUCCAGGCAUGGCAGACGAAAUACGGCGCACUGGGCAGCACUAGCUACGUCACCAACAAAGCAGCCCUUCAGUCGGUCAGUGCAUCCACCGAUUACGUUCUUGGUCUGUUCAACACCUUUGACAUGUCUUACAACGAGGGAAAGCCCGACAAGGAACCCAGUCUCACCGAAAUGGUGGAGACGGCGCUCCAGCUUCUCCAAAACAAAAACCAAAACUAUUUCCUGCUGGUGGAAGGAGCGCAUAUCGACACCGGACACCACGAAAACAAAGUCGGGCGUGCCCUCCACGAGACACUGGCCAUGGACGCGGCCGUCCAGAAAGCAAUGGCCAUGACAAGCAAAACUGACACCAUGGUGAUUGUCACCGCAGAUCACGGCCACACCAUGACCAUGGCCGGCUACCCUUGCAGGGGACAGCCCAUUCUAGGGAAAGUGUAUGCGAAGGAAGAGUUCGCCACGAUCAGUGACGGUAGGGCGUAUACCCAGCUGGGCUAUGUGAACGGGCCUUCCGCCGUGGCAGUUCAGCAGAGUUUCAUCAAUUCAGACGGCCGACCUCGCAUCGAUGCAGUAGACACGGAAGAUCUUGACUACCAAGCCCAGUCGCUGGUCCCCUUACUGGAGGAGACGCACGGAGGGGAGGACGUGCAGAUAUUCGCCAGCGGGCCCCACGCCCACCUGGCCCAGGGAGUACACGAACAGAGCUAUGUCAACACCCUAAUUAGCUACGGCGCUUGCCUGGGAAGAUACAGUGCACGACUGGGAUGCUAAACUGGGAUCGGUAGUGACCAUUGAAAUAGAGAGCUUGCACAGAGCGCCCUCACUGUGGACAGGUCUUUGUUCAUCUGUGGAAGUUAACACAAUGAGGAUGCUCUUUGCUCGUUCUCUUUUUGAGGACAUCAAUAAGACAUAAUUUUGGGCGAAUGAGUGCGCUGUAAGGAAUACUUGGGGAGGGGUGCAGAAUACGUGCAUCACAAUCUUUAAUGCUCAAUUUAUUUUAAUGAACGUGAUAGUUCCACUGUCUGUACCCAAAAAAUUGCGUCCGUAUACUGCGGAGGUUUAAUCAAGUCCAUCAUAGAGUCACAAAUUCAUCAGAAGUCAUGAUUACAUUGAAACACCUGUUUUAUCAAUAAAAUAGAGAUAUUCGAUUUAUUUUGAGUAUAUAUACCGCUUAUAAUAUGCCUGGUGUUAUCCAAUGUUGUCAAUUAAAAAAGGUACCAUCAACAACUUUUAACUUUAUAUUUUAAGUUAUCAAAAAAAUGUUAAUAAUAUUUCGAAUACAUCUGUUUAAUAUUAAUUUCUAUCAAAAUCAGACAUUUAAAAAAUACAUGUCACACAGACAUUUUUUGAAGGAGGAACUCAACGCAAUGUUGAAGAAUAUAAUUAAUUUCCUUUUUUUAUAUUAUGCAUUAAACACUAAUGGCAACUGUUUCACGAUGUUCAGAAAAAUGGUCAAACUUAGUGUAUGUACGAAAACUCGUUUUUAUCGUAGCAAUCUCUUUGCAUUUAAUUUCAGACAUGUCAAAGAGUAGGCCAUGAAAGGAUGGAAUGAAAAGAUUUCAGCUUACUAUGUUUUUUUAAUUCGAGUAUUGAAAUGAAAUAAAAAGUGACAUGAACUCUAUGAUGCUUUGAAAGGAUUCCAGUGUAUAUGAGUGAGGACAGAGCAAAAAUUCAGAGCAAAACAUGCAUCAUUUAUAUAGGCCUACUCCGGAUUGGUUACAACAAAAUACAUGUACAUUCAUAAAUGCUCUUCAUUCAAAUGUGUAAUGCAACAUUCGUUUACAGUUAAAUCUCGAUAAGUCAAACAUCAAGGGAACGAGUUUCAAAAUUUGACUUAAGCAGAGUUUUGAGUUAAGCAGGAUUGUAUAUCAUUGUUAUACUACUGAAGGCACUGGAUUCUUUGUUUGACUUAACAGUUGUUUUGAGUUAUCAGAGUUUGGCUUAAAGAGAUUCACUGUAUGUGGCACAGUGGCCAACAGUUCAAAUAAAACAGUAUUUGACAAUGAUAA
Messenger RNA from Patiria miniata (bat star), 3213 nucleotides. RefSeq names its product alkaline phosphatase-like. Gene Ontology annotation, biological process: dephosphorylation. The record is from RefSeq and is a predicted model, not a curated record. The coding region runs from base 374 to 1975 and encodes 533 amino acids. The transcript has 10 exons. Lineage: Eukaryota; Metazoa; Echinodermata; Asteroidea; Valvatida; Asterinidae. Gene Ontology annotation, molecular function: alkaline phosphatase activity.